Messenger RNA from Vanessa tameamea, 3580 nucleotides. RefSeq names its product zinc finger protein 33A-like. The coding region runs from base 189 to 3392 and encodes 1067 amino acids. The record is from RefSeq and is a predicted model, not a curated record. NCBI's taxonomy places the organism in Eukaryota, Metazoa, Arthropoda, Insecta, Lepidoptera, Nymphalidae. The transcript has 10 exons.
AUUUGUUUUUUUGACAGUAUUGUUGAUAUAUUUCGAAUUUUAGUUUUGUUUGAUGUCCCAUGAUCUAUUAUCUUAAGUAUUUGAAAUUUAGCGAGAUUUAAUUCGUUGCGAAACAGUUUAUAGAUUAAAAACUACUAAUACCGAUUGUAUUUUUGUCAAUUUAGUUUAGUUAUAUAUAAGUACUUCAAAUGGCCUCUGACGAGUCGGACGAUGAACCUCUCUCCGUUUUGGCGGCGGCUAAGAAGACUAAUCCAGAAAGAUUUGAAGAACAAUAUUCUGAAAGCAGUGAUGACGAACCUAAGAAAAAGAAAAAGAAGGAUCCACCUUAUAAAAAAUUAGGUGUUACCAUAAAAAUUAAAAAAAUAAACACCGUUAUUCCACCAGUAGUUAUUGCUAGGCCAUUGGAUGUAUGGCUCUACCUUAAAGAUUUAAAUCCGACAGGCCCUUACAGCUGUCUGUUAUGUUCAGAAUGGUUCAUAAACAGAUCUAAAAUGAUCAUGCAUUACUCUUUGAAUCACAAAAAGGAUUUUUGUGGAAUUUGCAGAUAUUUUGUACCGGACAGAGAGACUUGGUGGAAUCAUGAAAAGUUUCACACUCCAUGGCCGUGUUCUCAAUGUGUUGAGACAUUCCCAACUGAAGUUUUAUUACGCAAGCACCUUAAUACUGUGCAUAAUCUAGUCCAUUGCCGUUUGUGCCACUUCAGAGUCACUGCUGAUGAUCACUACAAUUCACACUUAUUCCAGAAACACAGUGUAACAAAUGUAUCUUCUAAGAAUGAAGAACUUCUCUGGGAGCUUGACCACGAAGGAGCUGAUAAAUUUCUAUGUUUACUUUGUUCUAAAUCUGAUAAUUCAGUGUCGAACUUCUUUGGACAUUAUAUGGGCUACCAUCACUUCACACUCAAAUGUUUGACAACAAUUGUAGCUGGAAAAGACACACCAUUCUUGGUGAAUGGAGCAGAAGUCAGUGACCGUUUUAUCGAUGAACAACUAAAAGGACAUGUGAGGCUUGGUUAUGUUGAUUUGCAGCCAAAGAAUUUUGACAAAAAACCAAUAAUUGAAUCCUUUGCAGAAGAACCCUGUAAUGAAAGUAAAAGUUCCACAGUUGUUUUACCAGAAGUAAAACAAGAGAAUGUUAGUGAUACGGAGGACCAGAAGCCAGAAAGAGACAAUGAAAUGAGUGAAAAGGAUGAACAGAGUCAAAAUGAUGAAAUAAUAGAUUAUAAGGGUGAUGAAGAUUUUGAUAUCACAUUGACAGAAUUGAUAGUAUUAGAAAAAUGUUAUUUUAACUAUAUUAAGCAGACUCUUGUUGAUAUUAAUUCUAACCAAAUGCCACAAACUUCUCAUAUAGAUUAUGAGAAAGCUAAAUCUGAUAUUAUUAUGGAUGUGGAAUGCUCUCUAUGCAAAACAAAACUGGAAACAGCACUGACCCUAACUACACACAUGAAUAAAAUACACAGUAUUAAAACGGUGCCUGUUUUUUCUUGUAGAGUAUGUGCAACAACAUUUGAUACUCAUAAUGAACUGACAAAUCAUAUAACAGAAGAAUUGGCUGAUUUUGAGGAUUUAUGGAUAUGUCAAUUCUGUGAUAAAGAGUUUGAUAACAGAGAGGCAACGAGGCUACAUUUGACAGAACACUGGAAUGCCUUAGAUUAUGAUAAUUGUUUCAGCCCACACUUAGGUUUCAAAUGCAAGUAUUGUCCUACUUUAUUUUGGAAUGAGCCAGACAGAGAAACACAUCAGAUAAGAGUACAUUUUAAUAAAUAUAAAGAACAGUUUUACAAGUGUGAAAGUUGUUCACAAACAUUUGGUGAUAAGGUUUGGUACAUACAUCAUUUUUUAGAAAAACACUUUGAACAGGGAGCUCCGACUAGUUCAUAUUUGCUCAAGUGUUGUUUAUGCUGCAUUGUACUGUCUGGUGUUGAUGAAAUGAGAAGUCACUUUGAAGAGACUCAUCCUGAACUCAGGAAAUUGUAUUGUUCUCUGGAUUCUUGCAUGUACAAGCCUCUUAGUCAUCGAAAGUCAUUCAAAUUACAUGUUAAGAUGAUCCACGGCCCCUCAGGCAGAUCAGAUAAGCCAGUCACUUGCAACGUGUGUCAAAGAGAAUUUGCUAGCGCACGUGCCUGCGGUACACAUAUGGCUCAAGUACACGGUCCUGGUAAAUUCAAAUGUAAACUGUGCAGGGAAGUGCUUCAGACUUUAGAUGAAAGGAAACUCCAUUAUCUCCUUCGUCAUCCUGGUCGUCAUCCGUUUGAGUGUUCGGAAUGCGGCAAAUCCUUCCAGUACAAGUCAUCGCUCUACAUGCACAAACAGGAUCACAUGCCCAACAAGCAGAACUACACGUGUAGCUACUGUGGCAAAGUGUUUGCGAAAAAGGACUCGUAUCGCGAGCACGUGCAGAUCCACGAGGGCCCGCGGCACGCGUGCUCGUACUGCCCCAUGCGCUUCGUGCAGCGCUCCAACAUGCUGCGCCACGAGCGGCGCCACACGGGCGAGCGCCCCUACCGCUGCGCGCACUGCCCGCGCGCCUUCGCCGACAAGGGCGCCUGCACGGCGCACACCAGAACACAUUCAAGAGACACAUCAUAUGCAUGUUUAUAUUGUGGGCAGACAUUCGUACAGAAGUCUAAACUCACAUACCAUAUUCGGAAACACACCGGAGAAAACCUGGAGUCGUGUACAGUCUGCUCAAAGCUGUUUACAAGUGCAUGUUCCUUAAGAGAACACAUGAAAACACACAUUGAGAAGAGGCAAAUUGUCAAAUGUCCGCUUUGUGAUAAAGGCUACCAGGACGAGCGCUACAUGCUACGUCACCUGCGCACGUCGCACACGCGUUCGCAGUUCUCGUGUCCGAUUUGCCACAAGCUACUGACCAGCGCCGCCGGCCUGAGGCAUCACGUCAUCACGCACAGCCCACUCAACACGUUCCGAUGCAAAUGUUGCCCUAAAUCCUAUGCGGUCAAGAGGACCAUCGUCAAGCACUUGCGAAAACGUCACGGAUUAAAAGGCACGGAAAUAAAUAUAAAAGAUUAUUUCACCCGAUUAGAACCUAGAGAGUGUAAAUUGAAUCUGGACGAAUCAACUAUGAACAGCAUAUUUGGCCCACCUAAGAAGAAAGUACCAGAUAUAUUGAUAGGAGAUUUUGUUACAUUCUCGAAGAAGUUGUCGUUUGCCCAAAAUGCAGCAAAUAAAGAGUCCGAUGAUGAUUCUGAGGAUGAGGAGGAAAACAAUGAUACCAAAGACAGUGCACAGACAGACAAGGAAAGCGAAAAUGAUGAAAAACCAGAGAUAACGGUAAUAAAGCAGGAAACACCAACUGUAGAAGAGGAAUUAGAACCUACUGACUUUGUCAGCGUUAAGAUAGAACCGCUAGAUGAUGAACACAUGGAGUAAUUUAUAAUAUACUAGUGCUUAAUAUUAAUAAUCAUUUGUAUUCAUUUAACAUUAGUUAGAAAAAUUCUAGCUCACUUUUAAAUUUCUUAGUUUGUAAGUUAUUCAAUAUUUGAUGUAUUGCAUAAUUAUAAGUCUUCGCACCAUUUCUGUAUUAUCUAAGCAAGCACAAAAACAUAUGAUAUUAGAGA